Molecule: messenger RNA, 1352 nt
Organism: Centruroides sculpturatus (bark scorpion)
Lineage: Eukaryota; Metazoa; Arthropoda; Arachnida; Scorpiones; Buthidae
Exons: 3
Coding region: 29-1036 (335 amino acids)
Source: RefSeq, a predicted model, not a curated record
GAAAAUAUUAAUAAUUAUCAAACUAAAAAUGGCAUUUUUAAAGUUUGUCGUAAUUCUCGGAUUGAUUGUCUUAACCACAUCAAAAUCGGAGAAUCAAUCUCAAUCAUCGAAUACGAGUGAUUUUAAUACCAAACCAACACAAAUUCCGAUUCAAAAUAUAUCGGACAAUCCAUCUGAAGAAACGACGACGACGAAAAAUGAAUAUACAAAUUCUAAAAAUCCAAACUACAAUACAAUAAAAUUGAACGAAGAAGAUUUUGAAAAUUUGGUAUAUAGUUUUAUAAAACAAUAUUCAGAAAAGAAAGGAAAACCAGUCAUCUGGGCUGGUUUUGUUGAUGAGCAAACAAGCGAAGAGAUAGAGAUCCAGAGUGAACAUUUUAAUUAUGAUAAACCGAUGACCACAGUAUCUUUCGUAACUAAUUUUCGCAUCACAAACUACAGCGAAAAAAUCAGCUAUGACUAUUCUAUUUUUGAAGAACGAAGAACAGAUAUUCUUCAUAAUGAUAAUUUAAAAGCGUGCUUCUAUAAUUUAAAAGUACCUUUCAGUUCUGAAGAUUAUUAUCUGGUAACCAUGAAUCCUUCGUUAAAAUGGAGUUCGUGGUUUCAAGGUUUUAAUCAAGACAUCAAUAAGAUUAAUUACUGGAGUCGAAAAGACGUCCUCGACAUUAUAGGAGAUAAGGGAGAGCCUGUGGGCCUUUUCGAUGCGAUAUUACAAUCGAAUGAUUCUUUAGAAAUCAAGUGGAGAGGCAUCCGGAAGAACAUUGUUGUUUCGUGGAAUUUACAUAUAUAUUAUUAUGGAAAUCUAAUAAUCGCCUUGAAGGAUACAAACGGAGAAGAGUUACAUUCAGUACCUAUAAAGAAUUUGGCCAAUGACAAAUUUAGGAAUGUUUACGACUCUUUGCUAUUUAAUGUAUCAGGAAGUACGCGUUACAGUUAUUUAGAUACAGUUAUACCAGAAGCUCAAAGUAGGCCUGCAUCUGAGCGAAAAAUGACAUAUUUUUCUGACGGUUUCAUGUCUAUUCGCCCUGUCGAAUAAUCCGAUAUUUAAUAGGCUAUUUAAUGUUAUACAUUAAAUUUUAAUUUUUGUUAAUCAGGUUAAAAUGAAGAAAAAUACUUUAAACCAGUGAUUCUCAAUGUGGGUGCUACCGCCCCCAUUGAGCGUUCGAGCUUUUAAACUAGUCACGAAUUUUAUUUUCUGUUUCUGUAUUUAUGAUGUGUUAUAGAACAAAUAUUUAAUUAAUAUCAUAUUGAUAAAUGAAUAAAUGUUAUCAUUUCUAUGAUCUAUCGUAAAAUUUGGCAAUGGAUGAAAAUAAUGUAUACGGAAAUGAUGUAAUUAAUUAAUUAACGAAGUA